Photinus pyralis (common eastern firefly) is the source of this 1058-nucleotide messenger RNA. Its product is annotated as fringe glycosyltransferase-like. The record is from RefSeq and is a predicted model, not a curated record. Bases 220 to 957 code for a protein of 245 amino acids. Lineage: Eukaryota; Metazoa; Arthropoda; Insecta; Coleoptera; Lampyridae. Gene Ontology annotation, cellular component: membrane. Gene Ontology annotation, molecular function: O-fucosylpeptide 3-beta-N-acetylglucosaminyltransferase activity. The transcript is spliced from 8 exons. Gene Ontology annotation, biological process: regulation of Notch signaling pathway.
GCCUGCCGUAACGAAUAUAAUAGCGUAUUUUUUUUUCCAAAAACGCGCUAAAAAUAAUUGACUUGCCCGCAGACCACCGAAAACGCAGAGAAGACCGUACCGUACCUCACCACGAAUUCUCCCAAAUCUACAACAUUAGAUGAUGUAUACAUUGCAGUUAAAACAGGAAAGCGGAACCACAACGGAAGGCUCGCAGUUAUACUUAAAACGUGGUUUCAAAUGGCGAAAAAGCAGACAUGGUUCUUCACCGAUGUUAAUGACGAGAAUCUCCAAAACUUAACAGACGACCACAUGAUUAACACCAAAUGUGGAAGGUCACACUCCAUCAGAGAUCUGUGUUGCAAGAUGGGGGUCGAAAUCAAUACAUUUCUGACGGUAUCUAAGAGCAGGUGGUUUUGUCAUUUUGAUGACGAUAACUACGUUAACAUUCCGAAAUUGGUGGAUGUAUUGAAUGGUUACGAUCCCAAUGGCGAUUGGUAUUUGGGAAAGCCUAGCAUAAAGUAUAAAUAUCCAGUGUACAACAAAAAAACCAAGACAAAAACAAAGUUAUGGUUUGGAACGGGAGGCGCAGGGAUUUGUAUUAGCAGACCUCUAGUUACGAAAAUGAAGCCAUUUACAAUUGGCGACCAAUUUAUGCGCACCUGCUACGCUGUGAUCAAUGGGGAUGAUGUAACAGUAGCCUAUAUAGCACACUUGCAGAACAUAUCGUUAACGGUUAUAGAUAAAUUUCACUCCCACUUCGAAAAGUUUAAAUCGUUCCCUAGAGAAACCAUCGAGGAUGAGAUCGUACUCAGUUAUAAAGGCCCAAAUAUCCUGGAUAUUGAAGGGUUCGAUCUAAUAACCGACCCUACUAGGUUGAUGUCUCUGCACUGCAUCUUAUUUCCGAAUGCCGAUCUCUGUUCCACGAUGAAAAGGACAUACCCUACAACAAGUAAAACGAUUGAAGAUUCCGUAUAAUAUACAAAUGUAUGGCAAUUAAAAAUAUUGUACGUAAUCGGCGUCACCGAGGCGCAUAAAAACGGAAUACUCGAGAAAAUUUGGUGUAUAAAUAACGCUUG